Molecule: messenger RNA, 1008 nt
Organism: Phragmites australis (common reed)
Lineage: Eukaryota; Viridiplantae; Streptophyta; Magnoliopsida; Poales; Poaceae
Product: glutelin type-D 1-like
Exons: 2
Coding region: 49-1008 (319 amino acids)
Molecular function (GO): nutrient reservoir activity
Source: RefSeq, a predicted model, not a curated record
UCCUUAAUCCGCCAAGUUUCCAGCAGCGAACUCUGUUAAGUGCGCGAGAUGGUGCAGCGCAGUUCCACCGCCGAGGUUAUGUCCAUGGAUCUCAGCCCCAAGAAGGCCAACAAGAUCUAUGGCGGCGAGGGCGGCGCCUACUACGACUGGUCCCCCGCCGACCUGCCCAUGCUCGGAGCAGCCUCCAUCGGCGCUGCCAAGCUCUCUCUCGCCGCCGGCGGCCUCGCCCUGCCCAGCUACUCUGACUCUGCAAAGGUCGCCUACGUCCUCCAAGGCAAGGGAACGUGCGGAGUGGUGCUCCCGGAGGCGACCAAGGAGAAGGUGGUCCCCGUCAAGGAGGGCGACGCGCUCGCUCUACCCUUCGGCGUCGUCACCUGGUGGCACAACGCCCACGCCGCCGCUGCCGACCUUGUCGUCCUCUUCCUCGGCGACACCUCCAAGGGCCACAAGGCUGGCCAGUUCACCAACUUCCAGCUCACAGGCUCCACCGGCAUCUUCACCGGGUUCUCCACCGAGUUCGUCGGCCGCGCCUGGGAUCUCGCGCAGGAGGACGCCGCCAAGCUCGUCACCACCCAGCCCGGCGCCGGCAUCAUCAGGGUCAAGGACGGACACAAGAUGCCCGAGCCGUGCGACAAGGACCGGGAGGGCAUGGUCCUCAACUGCCUCGAGGCGCCGCUCGACGUCGACAUCAAGAACGGCGGCCGCGUCGUCGUGCUCAACACCCAGAACCUGCCGCUCGUCAAGGAGGUCGGCCUCGGCGCCGACCUCGUCAGGAUCGACGCCCACUCCAUGUGCUCGCCGGGCUUCUCCUGCGACUCCGCCUACCAGGUCACCUACAUCGUGCGCGGCAGCGGUCGCGUCCAGGUCGUCGGCAUCGACGGCACGCGCGUGCUUGAGACCCGCGCCGAGGGAGGCUGCCUCUUCAUCGUGCCCAGGUUCUUCGUCGUCUCUAAGAUCGCCGACGACACUGGCAUGGAGUGGUUCUCCAUCAUCACUACUCCCAAGUAA